Molecule: messenger RNA, 1641 nt
Organism: Ogataea haglerorum
Lineage: Eukaryota; Fungi; Ascomycota; Pichiomycetes; Pichiales; Pichiaceae
Exons: 2
Coding region: 1-1641 (546 amino acids)
Biological process (GO): protein O-linked glycosylation; protein N-linked glycosylation; cell wall mannoprotein biosynthetic process
Cellular component (GO): membrane; Golgi apparatus
Molecular function (GO): alpha-1,2-mannosyltransferase activity
Source: RefSeq, a predicted model, not a curated record
AUGUCGCUGGCCAUCUUGCACCCCCUACUGCUACUGCACAUCUCUGACCACCAGACACGUGUCAAAGGCCCCGUCCGCGGCGGCGUUCUGGGAAUAUACGAGCCGGAGUCGAAGACAUACUCCCUGUUCCUCGGAUUCGAAAUAGACACCACCGACGGCCUCGACGAUCGCCUGGCCCUCUUUCGCGAGGUAUACCCGCAUCUAGAGCUGCUGGGGUCGUACACGGCAGAUCACGGCACAGUAGACCUCCCGACAAAGGUAGAAGCGGUGACGCUGCGUGUGGACGCGACACCACCCAGCGCAUAUGUCCAGGGCGAACAGAUCAAGAUCGAGGUGAAGCCCACCCCGUUCGAAGAAAUUGGUCUCAACACGAUCGCCGCUGCCGACGCGUCGCAGAAGUCGGCGACACAGCUGGCCAGCGACGCUAAAACCGCCCUCGACAGGUUCCAUGCGCACAUCGCGAACAUCCAGGCGUUUCUGCGCUCGCUCGCUUCGCGCAGACCCACGCCCGACGAGUACCGCAAGCUGCGCCAGAUUAAUGAGCUCAACACUCAGCUGGCCCUUCUGCAGAACGAGCCCGACCCGACUCCCCGACUCAUCAUCCACUCUGUGGAGUCCUCGUUCAACAAAAAAUACAAGUAUGACUGGGUGUUUGCAUACUACGCAGACCACGGGAUGUCGCCGGAACUGCGUGCACGGCUGCAGAGGCUGUGUUCGGGGCAAGUACAUUUCGAACGGAUAUCGUCGCCGCAUUACGGCGUGCCCGAGUCGAUCGACGAGGAAAAGCUGCACCAGGCCCUCAGACAGCCGGCGUCGGCGUCGCCCUGCUCCAAGUUUCUACAGUACAAGCUGAAAAACCGCUUCCAGACGUACGGGUUUCAGUUCCUGCCGAUCAUGCGCCACUACCGAUACUACUGCAACGUCGAGGUCGGCUCCCAGCUGGCGUGCGACGUAGAGGACGAUUUUUUCCGGCACAUGCACACAAACCAGCUGGUGUACGGGUUCGCGAGCGCGCCGGUCGAGUCCAGGCGGCUCACCAAGUCGCUGGUGCCUGCGUUCGAGGAGUUCCUCGGUCUGUUGCCCUACAACCAGACAGACGUGUUGCCGUUUGUCUACGAGAAAGAGUACACGCACUGCAAUUUUGAUUCCAACUUCGAGGUGGUGGAUCUCGAGUUCUUCCGCUCGCGGGACUACGAGCGGCUCUUCCACUACCUGGACAACACCAACGGCUUUUUCCUUGACCGCUGGACCGACUACAACGUCAAGACGCUGGCCGUGGCGCUGUUUGUGCCGGCGUCCAAGAUCUUCUGGCUGCCCAACACCGGUGUCUCUGGCCUGCUCAACCGCAACACGUGUCCGCUGGACAAGAACGUGAGAGUCCGCAACCGCUGCGCUUGUGAUCCGGCCAGGGACUAUGCAUUUUCGCCGCAGAGCGGUCUUCGUCGCCUUUUCCACGUGCUCAACUGGGACCUGCCCGAGUCUGUGCCGCCAACAACUGCGAACGAGCUCGCUCCAAAGUUCCGCACCACCGUCAACAAGUUCCAGGCGUACCCGUGGACGUUCGAGUACAUGAAAACUGAUCGAUGGUUCCGGGAACAGUUCAUGGGGAAACCAAGGCGUAAAAAAGACACCACAUCAUGA